CACUUUACCCUGGUUCAGUUCUCUCAUUCACUCUCGGCGUUUUUCUCUCUGUAGACGAUCCAGAGGACACAGCUGACUAUGCAGUGGCUCUUUCGGACUCUGAGCGUUUACCUGGCUCUCUCUCUGAGCCUGGCUGUUCCCUCACUUGAUGAUCGCAUGAUGGCUGAUCACCAUGGCGAUCACAGAGUCAGCAGCCAUCACUUUGCUAAGAUGGAUCGCUGUGAGGGCAUCGAGUUUGAUGCUAUUGCUCCGGAUGAACAUGGAGUCACAUUCUUCUUCAAGGGUGACCACAUGUGGACAGGUUUCCAUGGUGAUGCGACUCUGCUGAACAGCUUGUAUAAGGAGCUGGAUGAACACCAUCACCUGGGUCACGUGGACGCAGCCUUCCGCAUGCAUCACCCAGCUGACCCCUCAGACCACGACCACAUCUUCUUCUUCCUGGAUGAUAAAGUGUUCAGCUACUAUCAGCACAAGCUGGAGGCGGGCUAUCCCAAACCUAUCUCGGAGGUCUUCCCAGGGAUCCCCAGUCACUUAGAUGCCGCAGUUGAGUGCCCCAAAGGGGAGUGUGUGGCUGAUUCCGUACUCUUCUUCAAGGGCAGUGAGAUCUUCCACUUUGACACUAGGACCAAGAAUGUAAAGAUGAGGCCAUGGACUCACUUGCCAAACUGCACGUCCGCACUCCGCUGGCUGGAGCAUUACUACUGUUUCCAUGGUCACAACUUCACCCGCUUCCACCCGGUCACUGGCUCUGUGGUGGGCAGCUAUCCCAAAGACGCUCGCAACUACUUCAUGCGCUGCCCCAAAUUCGGCCAUGGCAGUGACGACACAGAGAGGGAACGCUGCAGUCAUGUGCACCUGGAUGCCAUCACCUCUGAUGAUCUUGGCAGAUCCUACGCCUUCAGAGGUAACUUCUAUUUGCGUUUGAGUGACAGACAGGAGGAGGGCUGGCAUGCUUUCCCCAUUAGCAACACCUGGAAGGAGAUAGGAGGGGAUGUAGAUGCUGUCUUCUCGUAUGACAGCAAUCUUUACAUCAUCAAAGGUGAGCAGGUGUACAUCUAUAAAUCUGGGGCAGGCUAUACACUGAUUGAAGGCUAUCCCAAAUCUCUGAAGGACGAACUUGGUAUUGAGGGGCCUGUGGACGCAGCCUUUGUGUGUGGAGACUACGAAAUACUACAUGUAAUCAAAGGUCAGAGCAUGUACGAAAUCGACCUUAAUGCCACGCCACGCGGGGUGCGGAAGGAGGCUCCCCUGUUCUUCCCUAAGGUGGAUGCUGCGAGCUGCGGACCGGACGGCGUCAAAGUGUUCGUGGGGCCGAAGUACUUCCAUUACGAGUCGCCCAUGCUCUUCUCCGCCAGCCGAAUCCAACCGCAUCCCCACAAAAUCUCCCUGGAACUACUGGGCUGUGACCACUAGGGGGAGUAGGAUGGGACAGAGAUGUAGAGAGGCCAAACGAGAGAGACACACAGAUAAAGAGAGAGAGAGUGAAAGAAUGGGAAAGCGAUGGGGGAAUGAGUGGAAUAAAGGGUUGUUGGGCUUACCAUGACCGUGUCUUCUUCGUUUGCCACUGCUCAAAUAUCUUUAAAAAAAAAAGUUUUUGAGAGUUUGACACAUAGGACUCAAACCCACAUGAAACUGCCGUGUGACUACUGCCGUGUGUCUGAUGUUCACAUCAAGCUCCUUCUGAGCACAGCCAAUAGAGCAAUCCACAGUCCUCUUCAAAGGUUAAAAUAUGGCCUUUAGAGAUUCUAGAAACAUCUUUAAUCUCUGAAACAGGUAUGCGAAGGACCCUGCUGAGAUCAGAGUGAAUCGUGUGUCAGGACCUCAGCCAUGUAAGAGCCUUAAUAAAACUCAACCAUACUUACA
Messenger RNA from Chanos chanos (milkfish), 1863 nucleotides. Its product is annotated as hemopexin. The transcript is spliced from 10 exons. Bases 79 to 1413 code for a protein of 444 amino acids. Gene Ontology annotation, molecular function: heme transmembrane transporter activity. Lineage: Eukaryota; Metazoa; Chordata; Actinopteri; Gonorynchiformes; Chanidae. Gene Ontology annotation, biological process: intracellular iron ion homeostasis; heme transport. The record is from RefSeq and is a predicted model, not a curated record.